This is a messenger RNA of Varroa destructor (honeybee mite), 934 nucleotides long. It is a transcript of the gene CCDC53, whose product is annotated as Coiled-coil domain containing 53. Gene Ontology annotation, cellular component: WASH complex. The record is from RefSeq and is a predicted model, not a curated record. Gene Ontology annotation, biological process: exocytosis; actin filament polymerization. NCBI's taxonomy places the organism in Eukaryota, Metazoa, Arthropoda, Arachnida, Mesostigmata, Varroidae.
AAGUUCGAAUUAGGGUAAUAUGUGUUACACCGUCUCCUUUUAAAUCCUAUAUUGGUCUGGUCCGCUCUCUCCGUUCGAAGCUAUAUUGACACUAAGUUAUUUCUAUCCUUGAAUAGGAAUAUAAAGGAUAACCUGGCCUAAAGUCCUAAACCAGUUUGACAAAUGAACCUAUAACCUGUUCGAGCAUCGUGAGUAAAAUCUAGCUAACUACUAUUUACAAAUAAUGCGCUGGAUCUUAAUGGUGGAAACGACACUAAGAAAUUCUAAUCUAGCCAUUAGCUAACGUAGAAGACGGCACGUAAGGUCCCAAACGUUGUAUUUGAUUUGUGCAUACAGCCCGGUACGAGAUUCGUAAUUGUCACAACAUGGACAACGACGAGCUUUCCGCUAUCGGUAGGAACGUAGAUCUCAAUGAGAUUCCAUCCAUUCCGCAGAAACAAACCGUGACCUUCAUUAAUUACUACCUAUCCCGAUCAGUUCAGUUACUUAAUGAGAUAUCCGCAAGUGCUGAGCGUCGAUUGGAGCGCGCUCUGGAACAACUGCAGCAAUUAGAAGCUGGAGUGUGCCUCCUUGAAGGAAAGUUGAACUCAAUUCCUGGCCUCACCGAUGGCGUCACUCUUGAACCUGAACCUGAAACACCAACCACAUCAAUGGAGGUUAUAACAGAGCAGCCAUUGCCACAAGCCCAACCCGGCGGUUCCACAGAAGUAACAUUCUCAGCAGCAAGUUCCGAAACGGAGCUCGGGCAGAAAUCAGAUCCAACGGACGAGACGCUAAAUGAGUGACCCAAAUGCGCCUGCGCCACCACCGGAUGAGGAAGCUUCUAGCUAACUCUACAAAAGCUUUUAUGUAUGUCAGAUGGGCAUAUUCGGAUUGUUAAAAAUAAAACUGGUUAUAGCAAUUACUGAAUCGAGCAAUUUGUUGUCUUAUGUCU